Molecule: messenger RNA, 696 nt
Organism: Mangifera indica (mango)
Lineage: Eukaryota; Viridiplantae; Streptophyta; Magnoliopsida; Sapindales; Anacardiaceae
Product: histone H2AX-like
Exons: 2
Coding region: 83-499 (138 amino acids)
Cellular component (GO): nucleosome
Molecular function (GO): structural constituent of chromatin; DNA binding; protein heterodimerization activity
Source: RefSeq, a predicted model, not a curated record
CGCUUGCCCUUGCCAAGGUGAGGAGCCUUGCGGUCUGCACAACAAGGAAUAGGAAAAAAGGAUUGCCGUUCUGAUUUCUGAAAUGAGUUCAACAGGAUCAACGAAAGGCGGCAGAGGCAAGCCCAAAUCGUCAAAGUCCGUGUCCAGAUCUCAGAAGGCCGGUCUCCAGUUUCCCGUCGGCCGUAUUGCUCGUUUCCUUAAAGCUGGAAAGUACGCCGAUCGUGUCGGUGCCGGUGCUCCCGUCUAUUUAUCGGCCGUUCUGGAAUACCUUGCCGCUGAGGUUCUGGAGCUUGCUGGUAAUGCUGCAAGGGAUAACAAGAGGAAUCGAAUUGUCCCGAGGCACAUUCAACUUGCUGUGAGGAAUGACGAGGAAUUGAGCAAGCUUUUGGGCACUGUCACCAUUGCAAAUGGAGGUGUUUUACCCAACAUUCAUCAGACUUUGUUACCCAAAAAGAUGGGGAAAGGGAGAGAUGAUAUUGGUGCCUCACAAGAAUUUUGAACUGUUAAUGUUUUUGGAUUCAAAUUUGGUAAAUUGUAGGAUCAAUCAAUUGUAUCUUUCUAUCAAAGUCUUGGUGGGUUUGAAUUUGAUUCUUAUAAACCCCGAUUUUGUUUCUUAUUUUGGCCUCAAUUUUGUUGUCUGAUGUUGCUAUUCAUACUAUCAAUGAAAAAGCUCACAAUUUUUUUUCCUUUUUCUCA